CCGUGUAAGGUGUAAGUUCUCAGGAGCGUUUGCCGCGUUUUUGUCUGGGAUAUUACAAUAUAACCUCUUCUCCGAGGAGAUAGCAAAUAAAAGACAAAAAGAAGUUUCAUAUACAUUUUUUUGUAACUACGAGUAUUGUGGGAUCUUCGUAACAAAGCAAAAGCAAAUCAGUAAAGGUCGGCCAUUGUCCAUUUCGAGAGAGUCUUUCUCGUUAUCCGAUCACUAAAGAUCGAAAAUCUCAUUGCUGGCGUUCGUGGUCACAUUUAUCGACAAGACCUAAAUUAAGGCAAUCAAAGAAGUCGUUGAAUCGUCGUUAUAUUUCUAGUACGAUGGAUUCAAGAGAAGCAACAUUCGCAGAGUUAGAACCUGUAUUGUUCCGCAGAGAAGAAAUAUUUUUAGAUGAACAACACCGUACUAGAUUUGAGUGGUUAUUGAAAGAUUGGACCCUACUUUACAACACCUAUGCACAAGGAGUAUCGUCUAAUUUUUUCUGGCUCCAAGGUCUAGAUGAGUGCCGUUGCCAAAUCACGUUUAGUCCGAAGAACCAGGAAAAUUUUUUUGUUAUUAAAUUUUCAAAUACAGACAAUAUUCAAACAAUGAGAAUUGUCAGCCAUAUGAAUGGUGAACGUUUACUUGACUGUUGUUAUUCACGACCAGUUCCAACAAUUGUCCGGCGUCUAGGAAUGGAUGUAAAAUUUGAAAAAUCUCACCUGCAUGAUUUUCUAAGAGUCGAUUCCCCUAACCGAGAUGAUAAGUCACUAAAAUUUGAAGUAUGUAUUUACAUCACGAAAACUCUUGAAUUUGAGGGUCUGUUGUCUGAAAUAUCACCAUCCAGCAUUGUCAACUUGACAGAAAUGUUUGAAAGGAAGACACUUGGUGAUUUAACUUUUGUAUUCGACGAUGAAGAAUUCCCUGCCCCCAAAGCUUACCCCGCAGUACGAAGCAAAGUUUUCGAAGCAAUGUUUUUAAACAAAAUGAAAGAGAAAGAUGCAAGCAGAGUCCGAAUUAUCGAUACAAAAGCUGAGAUCUUUAAGAAAUUUCUCAAGUUUUUGUACACCGGGGAAUUGAAUGAUUUCAACAAUAAGAUUGAAGACAUGCUCUUGUUAUCAGUAAAAUAUCAAGUUUGCGAGUUGAAAGAAAUGUGCGAAGAGUACAUGUUGGAAAAUGUUUAUGAAACAAAUGCUGUACAAUACCUUCUUAUUGCGAAUAAGUGUCAUUGCGCCGCAUUGAAAAAAAAAGCUCUCAACAUCCUUGAAAAUAGUUCACGUGCAUUGAAACAAGCAAUGAUGUGUGAAAACGAAGAGGCUUUAAUGAUUUUGAACGAGAUAUUAACCAAGGAAGGUUCCCCAAACAGGAGUGAAACCUAAGUGGAAAUUACGAAAUGAUUUUUUAUUCUUAUUUUAUAAUUGAAAACAAAAGAUAUCUUUCACAUUUAUAGUUAAUGCGUUGUUUGAUUCCGAACAUCAUCAGCUGUAAAUUUGGAAAAUAGGAGAUGGACGUACCUACGUUAUUUAGAAUCGUUACACAAAAUACAAGUACAAAAUCUAUAGGCUAAGUUGAAGCGUAAAUUAUUGUUAAU
Messenger RNA from Venturia canescens, 1579 nucleotides. Its product is annotated as speckle-type POZ protein-like. Gene Ontology annotation, biological process: regulation of proteolysis; proteasome-mediated ubiquitin-dependent protein catabolic process. Gene Ontology annotation, molecular function: ubiquitin protein ligase binding. Lineage: Eukaryota; Metazoa; Arthropoda; Insecta; Hymenoptera; Ichneumonidae. Bases 330 to 1367 code for a protein of 345 amino acids. The record is from RefSeq and is a predicted model, not a curated record. The transcript is spliced from 3 exons. Gene Ontology annotation, cellular component: cytoplasm.